AAACCCCCCAACAAUCAUUCAUCAACUUCACAUUCACACUGCUCUCCAUAAAACAGAAAACCAUAACUCUGUUACACACAACAUAGAUAUUACACCCAUGGAGUGGGUUCGAGGUAAAACAAUCGGUCACGGAAGCUUUGCUGCUGUAAGCAUAGCAAAGCCCACAAACAACAGUUCCGGUCUACCGCCAGUGAUUGCGGUUAAAUCUUGUGCAGCAUCCCUCGCAACAUCACUAAUGAACGAGCGUAUGAUCUUAGAACAGCUCAAAGACUGUCCGAAUAUUAUUCGUUGUUUCGGGGAUUCAGUGACAGUAGAAAACGGCGAAAAACUGUAUAAUGUUGCGUUGGAGUACGCUUCCGGCGGAGCUUUAUCAGAAAAACAACACUUGUCAGAAUAUAAAAUCCGGCAGUACACAAAUUCAAUUCUUAAAGGGCUUCAGUUUAUUCACCGGAAUGAGAUUGUGCACUGUGAUAUCAAGCUUCAAAAUGUUUUGGUAGUGUCUGACGGCGUUAAAGAAUCCGUUAAAAUAGCCGAUUUCGGGUUGGCAAAAAAGGUGGUUCACGGUUUAAAUUCAAAGUUUGAAAUCAGAGGAACUCCGAUGUAUCUGGCGCCGGAGACGGUGGCCGGCGGUGAGCAGGACGCGCCGUCGGAUAUAUGGGCGUUAGGGUGUUUAGUAACGGAGAUGAUCACCGGGAAACCGGUUUGGAACUGCGCUGACGUCAGCGCUCUGUUAAUGAAAAUUGGUGUUGGCGCGGAAAUACCGGAAAUUCCCGGGAAAUUAUCAGACGACGGGAAAGAUUUUCUUAACAAAUGUUUUAUGAAAGAUCCGAGGAAAAGAUGGACGGCUGAGAUGCUGUUAAACCACCCUUUUGUUAACGCGGGUGCAUUGGAAGGAGAGACAGAGGAUCAGAUCUCCCCGCGGGACCCAUUCGGGUUUCUUGAUUGGGAAUCAGAGCAAUCUGGUUCAAUGACACCGAAAUUGGAUUGUUGGGUCGGGGCAGAAGGAUUCGGAUCCGGGUCGAUACUGCCCGAAAGAAGAUUGGGGCAGUUGCUGACAGAGCAGAAACCUAAUUGGUCGGUUUCUGAUAGUUGGGUUAACGUAAGGUAGUAGCAGAUUCAAAGCACCGAGACUAAUUUUAGAAAAUUUUGAUAGGGAAUUUUUUAUUGGUAUAGCUUUUUUUUUUGAAAGGCCAACAAAUUUUAUUCAUCUAGAUCCAACAAAAGAGUUAGAUCACACCAAGUACAAUUGUACAGUUACAAAUUCAUACAAGAUAAUUCCAUAUUACACCAAUUAUCCCACGUAA
Molecule: messenger RNA, 1304 nt
Organism: Helianthus annuus (common sunflower)
Lineage: Eukaryota; Viridiplantae; Streptophyta; Magnoliopsida; Asterales; Asteraceae
Product: mitogen-activated protein kinase kinase kinase 17
Exons: 1
Coding region: 98-1108 (336 amino acids)
Biological process (GO): protein phosphorylation
Molecular function (GO): protein kinase activity; ATP binding
Source: RefSeq, a predicted model, not a curated record